Talpa occidentalis (Iberian mole) is the source of this 3389-nucleotide messenger RNA. RefSeq names its product PPARG coactivator 1 beta (gene PPARGC1B). NCBI's taxonomy places the organism in Eukaryota, Metazoa, Chordata, Mammalia, Eulipotyphla, Talpidae. Gene Ontology annotation, biological process: positive regulation of transcription by RNA polymerase II. Gene Ontology annotation, cellular component: nucleus. Gene Ontology annotation, molecular function: RNA binding; transcription factor binding. The transcript has 12 exons. The record is from RefSeq and is a predicted model, not a curated record. Bases 16 to 3090 code for a protein of 1024 amino acids.
AGCCGCGGCUGGAAGAUGGCGGGGCAGGACUGCGGCGCGCUGCUGGAUGAGGAGCUCUCCUCCUUCUUCCUCAACUAUCUGGCCGACGCGCAGGGCGGGGUGCCCGGGGAGGAGCAACUCUAUGCCGAUUUUCCGGAGCUUGAUCUCUCCCAGCUGGACGCCAGCGACUUUGACUCGGCCACCUGCUUUGGGGAGCUGCAGUGGUGCCCAGAGAACUCCGAGAUUGAACCCUGCCAGUAUGGCCCCGAUGACUCGGAACUCUUCGAGAUCAUCGACAGCGAGAAUGAGGCCCUCCUGGCAGCGCUCACCAAGACCCUGGAUGACAUCCCUGAGGACGACGUGGGUCUGGGUGCCUUCCCAGCCCUGGAUGCUGGGGAUGCACUGUCCUAUGCUUCCGCUUCGCCUACCCCUUCCUCGGCACCCCCCAGCCCCUCCCCGGAGAGACCCCCCGCCCAGGCUCCUGAGGUGGACGAGCUCUCGCUGCUGCAGAAGCUCCUCCUCGCCACAUCCUACCCUACGUCAAGUUCAGAGACCCAGAAGGAAGGAACUGCCUGGCGUCAGGCAGGCCUCAGGUCCAAAAGUCAGCGUCCUUGUGUCAAGAUGGACAGCACCCAAGACAAGAAGGCCCCGGUGAUGCCAUCCCAGAGCCGGAGCUGUACCGAAUUGCAUAAGCAUCUCAUCUCAGUGCCGUCCUCCGGGCAGACUAAAGCCCACUCGCCAGACAGGAGCCUACAGCAACCACCACCGCUGAGUUCCCAGCUCCCAGCCAAGGAGGAUGAGGAGCUGGGUGAGGACUGCCCGAGCCCACAGCCGGCUCCAUCCUCUCCCCGGGACUCCCCUGUGCCUGGCAGAACGGGCCCCAGUGUUCCAGUUUCCCAGGAGGACAUGCAGGCUAUGGUGCAGCUCAUUCGCUACAUGCACACCUACUGCCUCCCCCAGCGGAAGCUACCCGCGCAGGCCCCAGAGCCAGGACUGCAGCCCUGCAGCAGCCCGUCCAAGCAGGUCAGACCCCGGCCCGGCUCCCAUCACCCCUCCAGAGCCUCCUGGGCCGAAUUCUCCAUCUUGAGGGAACUCCUGGCUCAGGACGUCCUCUGUGAUGUCAGCAAGCCCUACCGCCUGGCCACGCCCGUCUAUGCCUCCCUCACGCCCCGGCCCCGGCCCCGGCCUCCCAGAGAGAGCCAGGCCUCCCCCAGCCACCCAUCCGCCAUGGAGGAGGUGAGGAUCGCAGCUUCGCCCAAGAGUGCUGGGCCUCGGCCCAGCCUGCGCCCACUCAGGCUGGAGGUGAAAGGGCAUGCCAGUCGUCUGGCCAGGCUGCAGCCAGAGGAAGAGGAAGAGGAGGAGGAGGAAGAGGAAGAAGAAAAAGAGGAGGAGGAGGAAGAGGAAGAGGAGGAGGAGUGGGGCCGGAAAAGGCCAAGCCGGGGCCUGCCAUGGACCAAGCUGGGGAGGAAGCUGGAGAGCACAGUGUGCCCCGUGCGGCGCUCCCGGAGACUGAACCCGGAGCUGGGCCCCUGGCUCACCUUCACCGAGGAGUCCCUGGGCCCCACAGAGCCCCAGGGGCCUCUGUCUUCAAUGCACCUGGCCCCUAAGGCCUACAGCCUGGAAGGGGAGCUGGGCAGCCCCGCAGACGAGGACAUUGGCCAGGACCAGCAGCUCCUGCAGGGACCCCAAAUCCCGGCUCUGGAGAGCCCCUGUGAGAGUGGGUGUGGGGACACGGAUGAGGACCCCAGCUGUCCACGGCUCCCUUCCAGAGGUAACUCUCCCAGGUGCCUCAUGCUGGCCUUGUCACAAAGUGACCCUCCUUUUGGCAAGAAGAAUUUUGAGCAGAACUUGACCGUGGAGCUCUGUGGCACAGCAGGACUCACCCCACCCACCACGCCCCCGUACAAGCCCACAGAGGAGGACCCCUUCAAACCAGACAUCAAACACAGCCCAGCCCAAGACAGAGCUACCAGACUCCCCACCCCAGAGGGCACCACAGGAGCGGCCCCCAGGCUGCCAAAGAAGCACCCGGAGCGGAGUGAGCUCCUGUCCCACCUGCGGCAUGCCACGGCUUCUCCAGCCUCCCAGGCUGGUCAGAAGCGCCCCUUCUCCUGUUCCUUUGGAGACCAUGACUACUGUCAGGUGCUCAAGCCAGAGGGCGCCCUGCAGAGGAAGGUGCUGAAGUCCUGGGAGCCGUCAGGAGUCCGCCUGGAGGACUGGUCCCAGCAAGUCACCCCUCGGGCUGAGGCGGCUGAGGCGCAGGCCCCUAGCAGAGAAGGCAGGAGCUGUGAUGUCGGGCCCUCCCCCAAGGACAGUGUGCUGCUGAGGGACCAUGAGAUCCGCGCCAGCCUCACCAAGCACUUUGGGCUCCUGGAGAGCGCCCUGGAAGAUGAAGACCUAGCUUCCUGCAAGAGCCCCGAAUACGACACCGUCUUUGAGGACAGCAGCAGCAGCAGUGGUGAGAGCAGCUUCCUCCUGGAGGAGGAGGAGGAGGACGAUGAGGAAGAGGACUCAGGGGUCAGCCCCCCUCGCUCUGACCACUGCCCCUACCAGAGCCCCCCAAGCAAGGCCAGUCGGUCGCUCUGUUCCCGGAGCCGCUCCAGCUCUGGCUCCUCCUCCUGCCGCUCCCGCUCACCAGCCACCCGAAGGACCUUCAGAUGUGAGAGCAGAGGGCCGUGUUCAGACGGAACGCCAAGCGUCCGGCAGGCCAGGAAGCGGCGGGAAAAGGCCAUUGGCGAAGGUCGCGUGGUGUACAUUCGCAAUCUCUCCAGCGACAUGAGCUCCCGCGAGCUGAAGAGCCGCUUCGAAGUGUUUGGCGAGAUUGUAGAGUGCCAGGUGCUGACCAGGAGCAAGAGAGAUGAAAAAUAUGGCUUCAUCACCUACCGGCGCUCUGAGCACGCUGCGCUCUCUGUGAGGGACGGCGCUGCCUUGCGGAAGCGCAACGAGCCCUCCUUCCAGCUGAGCUACGGGGGCCUCCAGCACUUCUGCUGGCCCAGGUACACUGACUACGAUUCCAAUUCAGAAGAGGCCCUUCCUGCGUCUGUGAAAAACAAGUAUGAAGCCAUGGAUUUUGACAGCUUACUAAAGGAGGCCCAGCAGAGCCUGCAUUGAUAACAGCCUUAACCUUCGAGGAAUACCUCAAUACCUCAGACAAGGCCCUUCCAAUAUGUUUACGUUUUCAAAGAAAUUAAGUAUAUGAGAAGGAGAGCGAGCGAGAGCGUGAGAGAACACACGUGAGAGAGAGAGAGACUUGAAACUGCUGUCCUUUUAAAAAACAAUCAAUGUUUACAUUGAACAAAGCUGCUUCUGUCUGUGAGUUUCCAUGGUGUUGACGUUGCACUGCCACAUUAGCGUCCUUGCUUCCGAGGGGUUGUCCCGGGUGCGCCUCCAAGUGCUGGCUCAGUCACCCA